This is a messenger RNA of Raphanus sativus (radish), 689 nucleotides long. Its product is annotated as agamous-like MADS-box protein AGL80. Bases 70 to 558 code for a protein of 162 amino acids. Gene Ontology annotation, biological process: positive regulation of transcription by RNA polymerase II. The record is from RefSeq and is a predicted model, not a curated record. Gene Ontology annotation, molecular function: protein dimerization activity; RNA polymerase II cis-regulatory region sequence-specific DNA binding; DNA-binding transcription factor activity, RNA polymerase II-specific. The transcript has a single exon. NCBI's taxonomy places the organism in Eukaryota, Viridiplantae, Streptophyta, Magnoliopsida, Brassicales, Brassicaceae.
AUAACAAUGUACCCAUCUGGUCCCUAAAACACGCACAAACCUUCACCUCCUUCUCAUUUUUUCAUCACCAUGGGAAGAAGAAAAGUUACACACGAGUUGAUUUCUGACAAGUCCACUCGCCGAGUCACGUUCAGAAAACGCAAAGAAGGCAUACUGAAGAAGAUCAAUGAACUAACCAUUCUUUGUGGCUUACGCGCUUGCGCCAUCAUCUACAGUGAUUACAAGGAUGGCCCUGAGGUUUGGCCAAACCGUAGAGAGGUACGUGUUCUUCUAAACCGGUUUAGCGCACUCCCCAAGGAGAAGCAGACCAAAUACAUGAUGGACCAGAAGGAUCUCAUGACCAGGAUGAUCCAAGACGCGGAGAAGAAGUUGGAGAAAGAGCAGAUGCAUAGCCGUGCGAUGGAACUUGGGAUGAUUGCUGCGUUUAGUGAUCUAGAUGAUGCUGAUUAUUCGGAGGAUCUGAUCAAAGCAGCCGAUGUGGUUGAAAAGAGGAUCAAUGUAAUCAGACAGAGGAUUGAAGCUUUAGAAUCAAGAACGGCCUUGGUCAAGAAAGACUAGGCUUUCAAAAGUUUCAUAUCUUUUCAUGUAUUUUUAAUUGUUUGCAAAUAAAAAAAAAGAUGUUUUAAGAUUCAUGUGUUGUAUGAUUUGUUUUAAAGGUCUUUAUGAGAAUGAUAUGAAUCUUUUUGGCC